Molecule: messenger RNA, 1161 nt
Organism: Nanorana parkeri
Lineage: Eukaryota; Metazoa; Chordata; Amphibia; Anura; Dicroglossidae
Gene: PGAP1
Product: post-GPI attachment to proteins 1
Exons: 8
Coding region: 129-1157 (342 amino acids)
Biological process (GO): GPI anchor metabolic process; endoplasmic reticulum to Golgi vesicle-mediated transport
Cellular component (GO): endoplasmic reticulum
Molecular function (GO): phosphatidylinositol deacylase activity
Source: RefSeq, a predicted model, not a curated record
GUGGCUGGCUGUUGGUUCGCUGCUGUGUUUAGAGUCCGGGCUGAAGAAUGACAGUGCGGGCUCUAGUCCAGGGAGCUCUAUUCAUUGACUUUGUAUAGAUUAGUAUAGGGAAUCCGAAUAUAGAUACAAUGAAGACAGCGAGCGCUGUAUUUAAUGGCAUACUGCUAAUGUUAGUAGCUCUAGGUUUUAGAGAUGUGUUCUUCGGUUAUGAAGAGAACAGGUGCAGCAUGACCUAUAUGUUCGAGUAUCCCGAGUAUCAGAAAAUAAAGCUUCCCAAAAAAGCUGCAAGAUUAUUUCCAGCAUAUGAACUGCACUUGUAUGGUGAAGGUAUUUAUGCAGAAAACAACAAACAACUGCCUUUAAAUGGAAUUCCAGUUUUGUUUCUUCCUGGGAAUGCCGGCAGUUAUAAGCAAGCUCGCUCUAUCGGCUCAAUUGCUCUUCGUAAGGCGGAGAACAUUGAUUUGAGAUACCACUUCGAUGUUUUCAGCGUGAAUUUUAAUGAAGAGCUUGUUGCAUUUUAUGGUGGCAGUUUACGAAGGCAAACUGAGUUUGUAAACAUUUGCAUUAAAGCAAUACUUCAUCUUUAUAAGAGUCAGGAAUUUCCACCACAAAGUGUUGUAAUUAUUGGACAUUCAAUGGGCGGCCUUAUUGCAAGAGCAUUAUUUACACUAAAGACUUUUAAUCCUCAACUGAUAAACCUCAUUAUAACUCAAGCUACCCCUCAUUUAAUGCCCGUGUUGACCAUAGAUUAUUAUCUCACAGAUUUUUAUGCCAUGGUGAACAAUUACUGGAUUCUAAAUGCUAAGGAACUUCAAAAUGUAACAGUACUUUCUGUUGCGGGGGGAUUUCGGGACUUCCAAGUUCGUUCUGGAUUGACCUAUUUACCAGCUUCUGACCUCUAUGCCAGUGCCUUAUCUGUAGCGAGUACUUCAGUUCCAAGAACAUGGGCAUCAACAGAUCACCUUUCCAUAGUUUGGUGCAAAGAGUUAAUUUUAGCCACAGCAAGAGCCUUAUUUGAUCUAAUUGAUGUGAAAACAAAGCAGAUCACAAACGAUCCCAAAAAAAGAAUGUCUGUUUUAAGUCAUCACUUUGUAAGACAUCCAGCAAAGCAAUACGACUCAUCAUAUGAAACAGUUACAAGUGUACCAGGUAUGUAAUUUC